AUGGUUUUCAUGCGCGCUAACAGCGUCGAAAAAUUUGUAUCUAUACCACGUGAAAAAACUCGUCCAGGCGGUGAUUUUAUCAAUGAAGCUUAUAUUCCCUAUAAAAAACUGAGCCGCAAGCAGAAAGCUUAUUUACUAUCGCAAAACUUAUUCAUUAAUAUCAUCACUCUCACUUACAUGAUAGGUAGUUAUCUUUUGGCUUUAUACUGUUUAUUGUGCAUUGAUUCAUGUUUAAUUUCUUUCAUUGCAACUAUUUUACUGACACAUGCCAUGCUUGUAGCAUUAGCAAUCACACAUGAAUGUAUUCAUACUUGUGUAACGUCUUCGCUAUGGAUCAAUCACAUUGUUGGUGAAGUAAGCAUUGUAAUAUCUGGUGCUUUGUAUGUGCCGUUCUCGGAACUACGAAGUCAACAUAAAGAGCAUCAUUUAACUCAAGCAGCUAUCGAUUCAUAUUUAGUAUCAUACAUCUUGUCAACUUAUCCAUAUUGGUUACGUUUUAUCAUAUUACCACUGGAAGCUUGCUAUAUUCCUGUAUUAUCAAUUGUGGCAUGGUGGCGUACUUUGAUUGUUCCGUUAUAUGUGGAUAAGUAUCGAAGUUUACGUGCUCGUAUUCUUCUAGUGUUCAUUUUACGACAUAUUUUCUUCUUUAUCAUGUGGUAUGUACAACCAACUUCCAUAAUAUAUUAUUUCAUUGCACAUAUAUUAUUCAUUGAUAUUGCACGUGUAUAUGAUGCUUACCAUCACACCAUUCCAUUUGUAUCACGCGACACUAUGUUGCCAAAACGCGAUGCUUGUUACGAACAGCAAACAACUUAUUCAACAGUAUUUGGUGGGCAUACAAUGAUCCGACAUAUGCUAGACAUACUGUUUCUGAAUUGUGGCUAUCACAACGCUCAUCAUUUUCUGACAAGAGUACCAUGGUAUCAUUUAGAUCAACUAGAUGCAGCAAUGUAUCCUGAAUCGUAUGGACACGUGAUACGUUUACCUAGUAUGUUGAAAGAGUACCAUCGAAGACGCAUUGAUCGAAUUACGCUCAGAAAAGGUGAUUCGCAUGGAAGGCCAAAAAUAAACCAUGAGAAAGAUGCUGAUGGCCUUCAAAUGAAAGACUUCAUCGGUUUUACUAUGAAUAUCUCGAGUCUUGUUUUAGAUGUUGAAGCUUGA
Adineta ricciae is the source of this 1161-nucleotide messenger RNA. NCBI's taxonomy places the organism in Eukaryota, Metazoa, Rotifera, Eurotatoria, Adinetida, Adinetidae. The record is from the annotation of a GenBank genome assembly.